This is a messenger RNA of Coniosporium apollinis CBS 100218, 3738 nucleotides long. RefSeq lists its product as uncharacterized. The transcript is spliced from 11 exons. Lineage: Eukaryota; Fungi; Ascomycota; Dothideomycetes. The record is from RefSeq and is a predicted model, not a curated record. Bases 1 to 3738 code for a protein of 1245 amino acids.
AUGUUCGCCUCCGGGCACGGCGGCGCAAGCGUUUCCAAGGCUAUUACGGCCUUGGCCAUAGCAACCUUUCUGUUCGUCGUGCGGGUACAGGGGCACGAGCACCAUGCGGACAAGAUACCGGAGGGAGAAGCUGUCUCGGUAGACCCAAUUGACUCCAUAUUAUGGGUGCACAUUCUCGUACAGUCGGCAGCCUGGGGGGUGCUCUUCCCCACAGGCAUGGUGUUGGGGAUCAUCCGCUCCCGCUGGCACGUCCCCGUCCAAUCCGUCGCGGCCUCCCUAGCAAUCCUAGGCUACAUACUGGGCCACAAGCACAAAGGCCGGCAAUUCAGAUCCAACAUCCACGCCGCCUUCGCGCCCUCCCUCAUGCUCAUGCUCACCCUCCAAGUCGUCCUAGGCAUCUUCCUAAAACUCCACAUUGAGCGCGGGAUCCUGGGCCGCAUACGGAAGCCCAUCGUCACCUGCCACGGUGUCAUUGGGAAGCUGCUGCCAGUCGCGGCUUGGAUCCAGAUGCUCUUUGGCGGCAUAACGGCGCUCGGAUUCUGCCGCGGCGACCAUCUGGGGCAGUGUCUGGCGCACUUUAUUAUGGGCAGCGCGUUCAUUGGAUACGGCAUCGUUCUUACAAUACUUCUCCUGGUCGGCCAGCUGUGGCUGCGGAGGACCGGGCGGAGCCAGGAGUUCUUCGAUUCUCUGGUCAUUGCGGCGUGGGGCUGUGUCAACACGUUCACGGAGCAUAGGUGGGGCGGGCCGUGGGUGCACAACGACUUGCAGCACACGGCCAUGGGAAUUAUCUGGUGGGCCGCGGGAUUGGUGGGUAUCUGGCUCAGCAAGAAGCGUGACGGACAGCCGAAAAGAAACAUCAUACCCGGCAUGGUCAUUCUGCUUACGGGUUACGCGAUGUCGAGCCAUCCGCAAAACCUGCCGCUCAGCACGAUGGUGCAUACCGUGUUCGGAUACACGCUCAUGGGCGCGGGGCUAACAAGAAUCAUCGAGAUUGCGUUUGUGCUAAGGGACAAGAACGCGACGACAGAGGAUGGGAGCGAUCCGAACAGCUUCCAGUAUUUGCCGGUUUUUCUUCUCUACGCCUCCGGCUUCCUCUUCAUGGGCGCCACAGAAGAGCAAAUGGCGCUGCUCUCCGCCGCCGGGGUGACUCACGUUGCAUACGUCCUCAUUCUUUACAGCAUCGCCUUCCUCCUCUUCCUAUUCGUCAACAUGCUCCUCCACCUCUACGCAACACAUGCCUGGCCCGCGCCCACAAAGCCAGACGUCGAGUCGCCACCGCAGCAUCGGCGAUCCAGUUCAAUGCCAAACGGGCAGCCCCAUAGGCCGAACGGGCAUGUGGAGAGACAAAUCCGGGAUGCGGAGGAGUUUGAGCUUGAGGGGCUUAUGACUGAUGAUGAUGAGCCGGACGCGGCCGCUGCGAAAAGAAACGGGACUGCGCAAGCCAACAAUGACCUUCAAUUAGCAAUUAACAACUACUUCGGCGAUGAUGCAACCACAGAGGCAAACACUCAAGACUGGGUAGGCCCCCAAACGCAUCAGCAGUGGGAGGAGAGUCAGUUCUCGGGUGCUCGAGACGGCCAAAAUUCAGGAAAUGAUAUUCCAUCCUUUCAAAUCGAAUCCUACGACGGCAAUUCCUCUCGCGCCAUCAGUACCGCACCCACCCGACCUCCAUCAAGAGCCAGCCAACGUUCUACGCAGAUGACUGACGCGAACAUGCCAGGUACGGUCCCCACAGAGGCACCCGGAAAGAAACCUCUCAAAGUCAAAUUCAAGCUACCAUCAGGGCAAGCCACGCAGCAAGAGACUGGUGUCACCGGCACCUCGUCGACCACCUUCGGGCCGGCAAGGCUGGCCUAUUAUCCUGCUGACGCGUGGGCCAUGACCGUAGCACCCAGCAAUGAGGUUAGCGAUAGCACAGAGCCAGCGUCUAUGCGCAAACGCAGCCUGGAACCGGCAUUUCUAUCUUCGAAUGAAUACUCAAACGAACUACCCGCUCUGAUCACAAUCUUGCAUGCCAUUCCGGAGGUCCGUAACGCGUUUCUGUGCAGCGAUUUCGCCCUGCCAGACUACAGUAGAGACGCGGACUGGUGGAAGGGAUCUUCAGCCACUGAAGGUCGCAUCACGGAUUCUACGAGCACACAGGACCAAGAUACCGCAAGCCAAGAUACUUUUAUGGCCGAGCUUCAACGCCUCAUGGCCUUUCUUGAUAGCACCGAACGCAAGUCCGGUAGUGCUCAAUUGCUAAUGCAAAUUCCUGCUUUCGAAGAAUUCAUGAAAGAGGACUCCGUAUCCACGUUCCUCAAAGUAUGGUACGGCAUAUCACGUUCAAGAGGAUUCGCAGGGCAGCAGCUAUUCUGUUACAAUCGUACCAAAGUAGAACCUAAUUCCAUCCGCCGGAAGGUCCUGGAACAUGGCUUGGCCAUUGCUGUGAGCAUCGAAGAUGUCGACGCGAGCUUCGAAGAUAUUCUUGAGAAGGAAGUGUAUCCUCCAGACGAGAAAGCUGCAGAGCUCGGCUUCGAAGAAUUCCCAGAAGUCUUCGUCGUUCGACUUACGAAUGCUGUACGGGUCAGCAUACCGGCCUUGCUCAAUGUCGCUCCGUACUUGACACGAAAUACGGGUGUAAUCACAUCCUUGCGGGAAAGCGAGGCAGAAUCAGAGGCCGAGCUCGCUCGUAUUGAUCGCAAGAUGGACAAGGUCGGGAAGAUCACGUACAAAGGCGUAACCGGAGAGGCGCUGGUAUUUAUCCAAAGAGUGAUGACCGCAUUUGAGGAUCCGGUUCAACCGACUGCUGAGGGCAACCAUAUAUCUACAAUCUCUAUGCCGAAACAUGAUGAGAAGGUCGAGCCAAACGGAUUGGAGCGGCCUUCGGACACCGAGAAAGCCAACGCACUAGCUCUCCGCCAACUUCAAGCAGUCUACGAACGCGUCAAAGCCGAGCUCGAUGCACUCGAGAAACAGAAAACCGAAAUACGUGAAUCCAUCGCACGUCAACGCGCCGAACUCCGGGAUCCCACUCCCCAAGGCGACAACCAAGCCCCUCCCUGGACCCUCCGUGGCAUUUCUCUCAACGGUCGCGUGACUUAUGUACUACAGCCGCCCCCAAACCCUACUACAGCCGACACCGACGGGACCGUUUUCGCAUUUCAAGACCCCACAUGGUGGAGGCUGGAGGAGAGGGUCGCAGCCGUGGCCCUCGAAGAAGCAGAAGUCCUGGAGCAAGUAACGCGGGAUAGCAACGGCGAAGUCAUGCUCGUGUACGCCAGCCCUUCCACGCUCAAGCCAGCAGCCAAGGGUCUGUCAAAGGAGCUCGCGGCGUUCGUGAAGCAAGAUAAUGAGUUCUUCUAUGAGGAGCUCGCUCAGGAGACGCAGCAGGAAGAGCAGCGGAACGCGGGUGGGACCGAGGAGGACGACGUGAGUAAGGGUUGGGACUCAGGAGGCCCUCCGCCUUACAACUCGUGGGAGGAAGACAACAACGUGGAAGAGAUUCCGCUGGAUGACUUUCCGCAUGCCGUACCUGAGGCUGAUAGGGCGAGUUCAGUGACCCUGUCGGAUGGGGCACAGACGACAGCGCCAGCGAUGGAGAUGACGGAGAAGAACCGGAACUCUGGCUUGAUGGCCCAGUUAAGUUCCGCGAGGUCCGGUGGUAGUGGCGGUGCGGAGACGGUUAUGGGGGAUGGUGGGGAGAUGGAAGUGGGUGUUGAGCGGAGGGGGAAUGCUGAGCAUAGAGAGUUUGCUUAG